Molecule: messenger RNA, 1140 nt
Organism: Penicillium alfredii
Lineage: Eukaryota; Fungi; Ascomycota; Eurotiomycetes; Eurotiales; Aspergillaceae
Exons: 2
Coding region: 1-1140 (379 amino acids)
Source: RefSeq, a predicted model, not a curated record
AUGGCUGCACAGGUUCAAGAUCUUCUGCGGUUCUUGUCACAGGAUGCCAAGAUCCCCCUGGCCCUCGCCAUGGGAAAGACCUUGGAACUACAAAAGGCUAACUUGACCAAUCCAGAAUACAUUGCCAAAGGAAAAAUUGAAGUCCUCCAGACAAUUUUCAAUGACCCCAAAGUCGCCAAGCAAGUACUAAACGCCGCCAAACGAGUCACCAAGAAACGGGGAUCCCCCACUGAUGCUACAACUACCUCGCCCCAGAAAAGACGAAAAGGCCCCAAUAUCACAGGAGACUCAACGCCGUACGAGAUUGAGUCAGCACUCAGUCUACCCGUCUCGUCUGCUAGCGAGGAUGACCUAAGCAACACAAUUCUCGUGACAAAUCGAGCACCCCUGGUCCUUGCCUUUGCCCUGUGCGUUUUGAAAUACACAAUGCCCGAGCAGCCGAUCUCGAGUAGAUUGAGUCUUGCCCAGGCAGUGGUCAGUGUCAACAGCCGUUCCAAGGCUGUUAGUCUUGGUAUCGAAAGCGGCAAAUCCGCCGAAGAGGAAGGUUGGGGCGAGGGCCAUCCCGUCGUCAGAGUACUUGGCAGAGAGAUCCGGGUGCUGAAACGAUGGGACUAUAAUCCCCGUGAAGGUGAACCAGCUUCAAGUGCCGCUACAGGACGUAGCGCAGACACGGCAUCUGCUGCCAACAACGAAGAUAACCAGCGGGAAACCCCUGAAGACGCUCACCGAAUGCCACCCCUCUGGGGCGUGGAUUUGGAGGCCAUGAGGAACUCCCAUCAUAGUGUUCCUGGAAAAGAGCCCAAAGAUCACAGUGUGCUCCCCAUCUACACAGCACAAUCUGCGCGGUCAUACCUGCUACGAUCACUCUCAAAGCCGGAAGAACACCCCCCGGAGCCUGUUAAACCUAAACCUGCUACUGUGGUCCAAAACGAGAAAAAGGAAUGUGUGGGUCAUCUCCUCCGAGCUAUCGAUCUGGUCUGCCAGUCGUGGGCCUCGACCCUAGAUCACCGGGAAUUGGACCGACGAGCUUGGGCUUGGUAUCUCCGUGUUCGGCCAGAUGUGCAGAGCGGAGUACACGGCUGGGGGGAGAAAGGGCAGGUGAAGUUGUCUGGCAUCCUGAGUCUGCGAAGAGACCCUUGA